AAACAAUGCCCCAACGCAACACAAAAAAAACAAGCACAGCUUGGAGCACUUAAACAAUAAAACAAAGGGAAAUAAUGAAGUGAGACAGAGCGAGACCAGAAAAACCCCCAAGCCACCACCACCACCACCAAGACCGAAAAAUAAAAAACAAUGGAGAACGGUCACGAUUGGAAAGUCGCGGAGAAAUUCUCAGGGUUGACGGUUUCCGCCGCCGACCCAAUUCCUUCUUCUACCCCCACCGCCACCCCAAACAAUCAAGACAGCAGCUUGAUUCAGGUUAUGAACGCCAUGGAAGCUGCGGAGGCCACAAUCAAGCAGCAGGUGGAAGAGAACAUCCGAUUGAGGAAUCAGCUCGAACACAAGAUUCUCGAGUUGCACAGGUACAAGCUCCAAGAAUCCAUGGCUGCCCAGUUGCCGCCUUCUGCCCGCGGAUCUCAGGACCAAGCUCAUCAGGUAGUUGACCCCGGCGUCGAUAAUCGAAUCGAGAGGAUUGCGAAUCACGGUUCUGCACAGCAUAGUCGCGGGGAAUCGGAAACAAGAGAGACCCAAUUAGGCGGCGGCGAAAUCAAUGGAGGGAUGAAGGUGGUUCGGGUUUCGGGUACUCCGCGGGCGGCUGAUAACGCGAACAGCGGGAUAUCGAGAUUGUCGUCGCCGUCCACCACGACGUCGUUGUCGCCAGGUAGGUCGAGCACGGAGGGGGAUUACGGAAAUGGGUUGAUGCCAUUGACCGAAUCGAACAACCCUAAUAGCAGCAUGUGGAAGAAGGAUCUGGUUGCUAGGGUUCAUGAGCACGAGCAAGAAAUUAUGCAAUUGCGAAAGCAUUUGGGGGAUUAUUCGAUCAAAGAGGCGGAAAUUCGGAACGAAAAGUAUGUGCUGGAGAAGCGCAUUGCUUACAUGCGCUUGGCGUUUGAUCAGCAGCAGCAGGACCUUGUGGAUGCUGCAUCAAAGUCUCUAUCUUACAGGCAAGACAUAAUUGAGGAGAACAUUCGGCUCGCUUACGCUGUGCAGGAUGCGCAGCAGGAGAGAUCGACGUUUGUUUCGUCUUUGCUGCCGAUUCUGGCUGAGUACUCGUUGCAGCCACCCGUCCCCGAUGCGCAAUCAAUUGUUGGUAAUGUGAAGGUUUUGUUUAGGCAUUUGCAGGAGAAGUUGCUUCUUACUGAGUCCAAAUUGAAGGAGUUGCAGUAUCAGUUAACGCCUUGGCGAUCAGAUUCGAAUCAGCAGCCUAAUAAUGUUAAUGUUUCUGCGCCGCAGUUAUCACCACCGCCACCACCUCAGUCCGUUGCUGGAGCAGCAUUGCUGAAUGUAAGCAGAAAUGCUCUUGAAAUGGUUGCUCAGAAUCAGCAAGCAUAUUCUUACAUUGGUGGAAGCAGGGCGCCUGCUACCUCUGAUGCUCAGACAACCCCGGAAUGGAAUCCUCAUCAGCAGAGUGGUUUUGGUGGGGGUGUCGCCAACAAUGUGGAACACAAUGACCUGGCCGUGGGGCAUAGGUAUUCCCCUGUUCCAAACCGGACUAUUGCUGCCCAAGAUGUUCCCAUUAAUCAUGCUGUUGUUCCAGGUGAUACGCAAGGAAAUCGGCAUAAUGAAGUAACAAGCAAUAGACAGGUGACGUUUCGUGAUCCUAUCAGGAACACACACAGGGAGAUGGAUGAUCAAGAUGCAGAGGGAAACCACAAUGAGAGAGAUUCAUCCAAUUGGAGUGCAGGAACAUCUCCUUAUGCAUCGCCACACAACGAAUCCAGCUCCGCGUAUCCCCAUUUCCUACCGCCAGUUAUGGAAGAGGGUUCUUCAACGUAUUCAGAGGCUGCAGAUGAUGACCCGUUACCAGCUAUAGAGGGCCUUCAAAUAUCGGGUGAAGCUUUUCCAGGACACGAGCUUCAAGCAUGCGGAUACUCCAUCAACGGAACAACCAGCUGCAACUUUGAGUGGGUAAGACAUCUCCAAGACGGAUCGGUUAACUACAUUGACGGAGCAAAGCAACCGAACUACCUUGUAACUGCUGAUGAUGUGGAUUCAUACCUUGCUAUUGAAGUUCAGCCUCUGGACAACAGGAAGCGAAAGGGGGAUCUCGUAAAGGUGUACGCCAACGACCACAAGAAGAUAACUUGCGACCCCGAAGUGCAAUCUCAGAUAGAGAAGAUUCUUCACAAGGGCCAUGCCUCAUUCAAGAUAUCCCAGUUCGCCGGGUACAUCGACAUAUGGGAGCCUGCAACACUGGCCAUAAAGAGGGGAGCUUACAGCAUAAAGGGCAGUGGAGGACCAAGUGGAAGCGGAGUUGUAGUUGCAGAGAAGUUUUCUCCGAACACAUUUGUCACAAUCCCAUAUGGAAGUACAAACGAAUUCGUAAUCCAUAGCGGCUCCGAUAACGGAGGUGAGUAUGCGUUGAAAACGGACAAUGAGAGCUGUUCUAGAGAUACAGUUGUGCUUACAUUGAGAUUGUUUAUUCAUAGGGCUGAUGAGAGAAAGACUACAAAGAAAGGGAAAAUAGGGACUUACUUUUUCAACAAGUAUUUGUAGUAGGUGUUUCUUUAGGCUCAGAAUUCGGCACGAGUGUGUGUUGUUAUUUGUUUUUAGGCUAGUUUGGGUGUCCAUUACAUAAUUUUUGGGAUGUUGGGUGUGCAGUUGAAAUCUGAAUUUUUCUCGGUAGCUUUUUGAUCAAUUUUUUUGUGUGAUAAUUUAUGCACCAAGAAGCCAAACAGAUGAACUAAGAAACCAGUCGAUAGUAAGCAGACAUGUUAUGCCUACUUACUACGUUUCGACCA
Molecule: messenger RNA, 2759 nt
Organism: Malus domestica (apple)
Lineage: Eukaryota; Viridiplantae; Streptophyta; Magnoliopsida; Rosales; Rosaceae
Source: RefSeq, a predicted model, not a curated record